Molecule: messenger RNA, 2798 nt
Organism: Hyla sarda
Lineage: Eukaryota; Metazoa; Chordata; Amphibia; Anura; Hylidae
Gene: B4GALT1
Product: beta-1,4-galactosyltransferase 1
Exons: 6
Coding region: 173-1246 (357 amino acids)
Biological process (GO): protein N-linked glycosylation; carbohydrate metabolic process
Molecular function (GO): cytoskeletal protein binding; beta-N-acetylglucosaminylglycopeptide beta-1,4-galactosyltransferase activity
Source: RefSeq, a predicted model, not a curated record
UCCUCCCUCCAUGACACCCCUGGCUCCGUGACGUCACGUGACUCCGAGCUCCGCUCCGCUGGACCAGCCGCGGCUGGUAACUCAGCGAGUUGUGUGACCGGAUGAGACCGUGUUGUGUGUGUGGACUUAAGGACGGUACGGAGGACUGUACGUGCUCCUGACUGUGGUCGGCAUGAUGAAGGAUCCGCUAUUACCGGGCACCGCCGCUGUCCUGCCUGGCGCCUCUCUCCAGAAAGCCUGCAAGUUCUUGGUGCUCUUCUGCGCCUUUCACCUCAGUAUUACCCUGGUCUACUACAUGUUCGGCCGGGAGACCACCUACUACACCGAGCAGCUCAGGUACGGGCACAGAGCCAACUCUUCUACCGGCCCCCUCGUCUCUGUCCUGGCUACAGCCGAGCAGAAUGCCACGCCGGAGCCCUCCAGCACCGAGCCGUGCCCAGACACCUCGCCCCUCUUAGUGGGCCCUCUAAGGAUAGAGUUUUCAAUAUCUGUGGAUCUGGAAGAAGUGAGAAGGACCAACCCAAAUGUGAUGGAAGGUGGUCGAUACAAGCCAAAGAACUGCAAGGCACUGCAGAAAGUAGCCUUUAUUAUACCAUUUAGAAACCGGGAUGAACAUCUCAAGUACUGGCUACACUACCUGCACCCCAUUUUGCAGCGGCAGCAACUUGAUUACGGUGUCUAUGUCAUAAAUCAGGAUGGAGAUGCAACUUUUAAUCGUGCUAAACUGCUGAACAUUGGCUAUGUGGAAGCUUUGAAAGAAUAUGAUUAUAACUGCUUUGUAUUUAGCGAUGUCGAUCUUAUCCCUAUGGAUGACAGAAACAUCUACAAGUGUUACAGCCAGCCCAGACACUUGUCUGUAUCUAUGGAUAAAUUUGGGUUCAGUUUACCAUACAACCAGUAUUUUGGAGGUGUGUCUGCCUUAAGCAAAGAACAGUUUGAAAAAAUCAAUGGAUUUCCCAACAAUUACUGGGGAUGGGGUGGAGAAGAUGAUGACAUAUAUAACAGGAUUGUUUCACGGGGCAUGUCAAUAUCACGGCCUGAUGCUGUUACAGGAAAAUGCAGAAUGAUACGUCAUGAGAGAGAUGCAAAGAAUGAUCCAAAUCCUAAAAGGUUUGAUCUGAUUUCCCAUACAAGACAAACCAUGAAUUCUGAUGGAAUAAAUUCUCUUAAAUACAGCGUCACCAAGAUUGAAAAGUUUCCUUUGUACACAAAAAUAACAGUUGAUGUUGGGAAUCCACCAAGCUAACGCAUUUUCGGUUUGGCCAAGCAACUUUCACGAACUGGUCUCACCGUGCUGGUAUGGUGGCAACUCAUAUUAACAUUAAAGUUUUGUUUUUUUAUAGAAGUUUUACAGAUUUGCAUAUCCACUAUAUUUGGCACAUGCAGAUUAUUUUAUGUGACCGCUUCAGAAAGCCAUGCAAAGAAAGAAAAAAAACAAAAAAACAUUUAUUUCAGGUUAAAUUUGUUGAAAUGGAAUUUGAAUGCAUCCCUGGUAUACCGCUGCUAUGUAAUUUCUAUGUUUACAAGUGUAGAUGCCUUAUCUUCCAGUGAUGGCCUUUCCAACAGGACAAGCCCUGUGAGCCAAAGUAUCUUCAAGCACCUUUGAAGGUUUCCAUAUGAAAGGCCGUUGUUACCAGCAAUAAAAUAUUUAUAGUCUGUUUGUCAUUUAUUACACAUAUAUUUUUCAUGCCUUGUUACAUCUAUGGAGAAUCAUUUGACAACAUGCUGUUUAAUAAAAAUGCUGCAUGUUAAGCCUCCGUACAGUUGUAUCAACUGAGGCAUUACGUGGCUUGUAAGUUAAUAUUUUUUUCCUUUGGAACCUCUUUGUAUGUAUGUUGUGAUAAACAAAAAUUGACAUAAUUGACAAUGCAGCUGUCUUUUUAGCUGUUCUGCUUUCCAAAGAUAAUUAUUUUACGUCACUGUCUUAUGCAUUUGUGACAAUUUUGUAACAAAGACUUUUCGUAUCAGACCAACAGCCGACAACAGGCUCUGAGCUUUAAAGCAAUUAUGUGAAUGCGUUCUCAGGCGUCAAUGUUUUAUAAAAAGGUUUGACUAUUGUACUCAUUGGAUUGGAAAAAUAAUCUAUGUACAGAAGUAAAUUGUAGGCUCUGUUGGUGUUUUCUUCAUCGCCCAUUUUGUGUAUGCACCUAAUAUUGAAAUGGGUAUUUACCAUGUAUUUAUUUGGCAGUAGUUUUAAAUCUAUUUCCAUUCUUAUAAUAAUUCAAGUUCAUAUUCCUCAUGUUGCUUCGUCUUCUUAAAUUAUACCUUAUAAAAUCUCCGGGAAUUUAUUAUUUUUAAUUUCUACAGACUAUUUCAUGCGCUUUAUCCUGUUGUAUGCAGGUUGUAGAUACGGGAGACAGAUUGUGGGAAAGAGCUUUGUUUAGGAAAAAUAAGCAAUGAGGGGAAUUAACAUUGCAUACGGGUUUAAAUCUGUACAAAAGCCAUAGCAAACAGUGUGUCAUUUGCCUACAUUGUUUAAGUUGCACUAAUAAAACCUUUAUUAUUUGAUUGGAUGCUAUGGAUUUUGUAUGAAGUUACAACAGAAAGCAAUGUUGGUGAUCCAGUUUGUCUUAUAUUAGCAUAGUGAAAUCCACUAGAAGCUGUGUCUGUGUAUGGGUGUUCAGCAUAUUCCUGUGGGAAUGACAAAUUCAGGUUGUGAAAAAUAAACCAAUAUUAUUUUUUCUGUAAUCAAUAAAACUUGCACACAAAUGUUUACUAUCAAUAAUGUAUCUGUGAACUGUAUAUUGAGAAGCAUAUUUUUAUAUGAAGUUGUACAAUAAAUUUGAACCCACUCUCUA